CGGGCUUAUUGCACCCGCGGGAAGCGCCGCGCAGAGCCCGCCACCAACGCUGCUGCGGGAUGCUGCGCUCCACGUCCACGGUCACCCUGCUCUCGGGCGGUGGCUCCGGGGCGCCCAGCAGGAGGGCAAAUGUCUGCAGACUACGGCUGACCGUACCUCCUGAGAGUCCAGUGUCUGAGCCAAGUGAAAAGGUUGAAAGAAGAGAGCAACAUCGUGACCUGAGCCAUGGAGAACCCACCAGGAAGCUCCCUCAGGGUGUUGUCUAUGGUGUGGUGCGAAGAUCAGAUCAAAACCAGCAGAAAGAGAUGGUGGUGUAUGGGUGGACCACCAACCAGCUCAAAGAAGAGAUGCACUACAUCCAAGAUGUGAGAGCCACUUUGGAAAAAGUAAGGAAGCGAAUGUACGGAGACUAUGAUGAAAUGAGACAGAAGAUUCGACAGCUCACCCAGGAACUGUCAGUUUCACAGGCUCAGCAGAACUAUCUGGAGAAUCACAUCCAAACCCAGUCGUCAGCCCUGGACAGUUUUAAUACCAUGAACUUGGCUUUGGCGUCGGACUCCAUCAGCCUACAGAAAACGCUUGUGGAUGUUACUUUGGAGAACAGCAACAUUAAGGAUCAAAUCAGAAAUCUGCAGCAGACAUACGAAGCCUCCAUGGACAAGCUGCGGGAAAAGGAGAGGCAGUUAGAGGUAGCGCAAGUUGAAAACCAGCUGCUGAAAAUGAAGGUGGAAUCCUCCCAAGAAGCCAACGCGGAGGUGAUGAGAGAGAUGACCAGGAAGCUGUACAGCCGGUAUGAAGAAAAGCUGCACGAAGAGCAGCAGAGGCACAGCGCUGAGAAAGAGGCUCUCCUGGAAGAAACCAAUAGUUUUCUGAAAGCCAUGGAAGAAGCCAAUAAAAAGAUGCAAGCAGCAGAGAUCAGCCUAGAGGAGAAGGACCAGAGGAUCGGGGAGCUGGACAGGCUGAUUGAGCGCAUGGAGAAGGAACGCCAUCAACUUCAACUCCAGCUCCUGGAGCAUGAAACAGAAAUGUCAGCGGAAAUUAUCAGUUCUGACAAAGAAAGGUAUCAGCGGCUGGAGGAGGCAUCAGCCAGCCUCCGGGAGCGGAUCCGACACCUCGAUGACAUGGUGCACUGCCAGCAGAAGAAAGUCAAGCAGAUGGUUGAGGAGAUCAUGUCCCACGAGCUCUUCUCCAGAUUUAGCCUCCGGCUCUUUGGAAGAUGACAAAGUGGUAGCCUGCUCUGGGUUGGAAGCUGUUCCUUUUGUUGUUCGUGGUUAGAAGAACACUUGUAUUCUCUCUGCUGGGAAGAGGUGGCAUGUCUGUGUGAUGAGCUGAUGAACAAAACAUGAAGGACAUGAUAUUGAAAAGAAAAUGUGGCCGCGUACGGCUCUUAUUUGUGGAAACACCCACAUUCUAUAACCUCAACUUCUACAGCCUGACACUGCCGAGUCAAGAGAACUCAAAGAUCCACAGAGUACUUCUAGAAACGUGGGUUCCUAGACAUCAAAGAACAAACUGGGAUGAAAGAUAGUACUAAAAAAUAAUUUAGAAAAUGCCAGGUGGAGGCUGGUCCUAAGAUCUUGGAAAAUGAAGCCUUAUUUAUGGAAAAGCUGCCAAGGACACCUGCCAAGAAGAUGGGAAGCGGGCUCGAAGAACUCCAGUCCUCUGGGAAGAAGUGCUCCCCACCUGAUCACACCCCAGGAAAUACAGAAGCAGCCACAUGUCGCUGUAGUUUGAUUAUAUUUGUACGUGGGAGGUGGCCCUGAGGAUGUCCUUUCUGAAUGAAGAUCAACGGCACUCGGCAGCGUAGCACUCUUCUUGUUUAAGAAGCGUUUGGUUUGCUUCUGUCACCAUGAAUAGACAGUGGAACUCCCUUCCUGAAAAGGAGAAGCAUAUCUGAUGAAAAGAGAAAUGUAUUCGGCUGAAAGAGAUUGAAGUGAAAUAGACUUCAUGCAUGCUUUAUUUUCAUAGAGGUCUUCCUGAGACAGCCGCAGGCCCUGGUAUCUCAUCCACACCAAGCGGUGUUGCUGAGAAUGGUAGUAGCAGCAGUGGUAGUAAUAGUUAGUGGGUGGCGUUCGCCGGAUAAUGAAGUGGAUUCAUUAAGGGGGUGGGUGUCACCUAGACGCUGGGUAGUUUUCCACGCCCUUCACGUCUCUGUGGCAACGUGGGCAAGUAAAUGCGUUCUGUCAGUAGCUGUCUUUGGUCUUUCAUGUGGAUGCUUCUGGCCAGCUGAUGCAAGCAGGCAGUGGCUAGGAAAGGACGCAGAUGAAUAACUUCCCACACGAGCAGGGAACUGUUCACGCGGUUUACCUCCGCCACUGUCCUGUCUGAACGCAGAUCCCCAGACACGCUGCUGGGUUUCCAGACUUUCCCCUCGGGAGGUUUGAGUCAGAUGUGAGAAUCGCUCAUCUAGAUGUCACUCUAGCGUAGAGACCUACACUGUUUCCAGGGAUAACCUUUGCUGCCCUCGUGUUUUUCAAAGGCUCUGGUAGAAAAGUUGCUGGGAUUGUCCUAGUGGAGUAGACUCACUCCCCAGCUUCAAAAAAUGAAAUAACAUCACACAAGGGAACGUCAUGACGUCUAGAGACAGCGGGGCACCCGCGUGGGCCUCCCUCCCAGGAUUGUGUGCUCUCCCCUUCCCCUGGAGUGUCUUCUCUCUUUUGGACCACAGAUAGUACCCUGAGGCCAGACAGGCCUCAUGUUGUGGGGCGGAGAGCGAGUGAGGUGCCGAGGCUGUCUGCAGGGUGGUGAGAGUGCCUCCGAAACGCCGUGCCCUAGACAGGCCCUGCACUUCCCCCAGGCCUGGGUUCUGGGCUCAUCGGGGAUCUCCUCAGAUCUGGGUCCCCUGCCUGAGAGGAUCUCCCUGCACCGGCUCAUCCCUGCUUCUGCCUGUGUUCCUCAAUUCACCCCUUCCUGCCAGGACUGUGAUAUGGUGUGAACUUGACUUCCUGCGUCAAACAUGAGUUAGGUGCUCGAACCUGGCCCCACCCUCACCCUGCACUACCACCCCAUCCCCAUCCCUGACCCUUAACUGGAUCUUAAGCCUUGGGCUCUUGGUAAGGCUGUAAUUUUGUCUCAGGGCCACUCACACCCCCACCCAAAGGAGAUGCUACUCAAAAGUUGAGGCCAAAUUUAUAGUAAUUGAAAAUGUUAAGUUUCCAAUUCUGGUGUUUUACGCUGUAUUAACACUUUUUUAUUUUAAAAUCUUAGAUGCUUUAUCUAAAGCGUGAAGUUUUUAGAAGGUAAUCAGCGCACAUGGGUGUAAACCUUCUAUUUUCUCUGCAUUAUGGAAAUAUUGCAGGUUCAUUGCAUGACAUGUACUGAUUAAUGUAUUCACAAUGUGAAUUGUCCUUUCAAGGGGAAGGUCUUUUCUUUGUAAAUGUCACUGAACCCACUUUCUGUGUAUUGAAAUCAUUUCUAAUUGGCUCUGAAAUGUUUCUCAGAGACCUGGGUGCUCAUGUUCUGCCCGUAGCUUGUGUGGCUGUGCUCCUCACCCAGGUAAAUGCCAGCUGGUGGGUGUUUCUCCUGCUACAAGGCUGUGUAUCUACACCUCCCGUCCCACAGUAACCAUCUGUGGGAGGUAUUAUUAGCACCGUUUGUUAGUACUGGAAAUUGAGACUUAAGAGUCUUACAAAAUAAGUAGCUAGCAGUCUCUCCACAAGUGAUGAUGGUGUUAGGUCCACAUCCAGAGUUUUGAAUCCGAAGCCAGCCUUGUUCUUUACUUCUUAUAUUUUUAUAAUUGGAAAAAAAUUUUAAAUACAGAAACUUACAGAGAAUGAUAAAAAUAAAACCUGUGUGCUCUCUUCUGGAAGUGACAGAUGUUAACAUUUUGGCAUAUUUCAUAUUUUUUUCUAAGUAAAACAUUACAAAGAAAUUCUCAUUUUAUUCCUCCCAGUUCAGAUUUUUUUCCUUCUAUCCUCCACCCCAUCCUGCCCCACUGCUUCCUUCAGAGGCAGUUUGGCCUCUAACCAGACCAUGUUUCUGUGCUUUUACUACCCAUAUGUGUAUUUAUUGUUGGUAUAUAGCUUAGUUUCUGUAUUUAAAAAAGUGUAUAGGGAGUUCCCUGGUCGCCUAGUGGUUAGGAUUUAGCGCUUUCACUGCGGAGGCCCGGGUUCGAUCCCUGGUUGGGGAACCAUCCCACAUGCCGCGCCGUGCAGUGCAGCCAAAAUACAAAUAAAAAAAUAAAUGAUAAAAGGUAUGUAAAUUUUUGUAUAUAAUAUAUAAAUAAAUUUUAUUGUAUUUAU
This is a messenger RNA of Hippopotamus amphibius kiboko, 4241 nucleotides long. RefSeq names its product myocardial zonula adherens protein (gene MYZAP). The record is from RefSeq and is a predicted model, not a curated record. Gene Ontology annotation, cellular component: intracellular anatomical structure; nuclear envelope; RNA polymerase II, holoenzyme. NCBI's taxonomy places the organism in Eukaryota, Metazoa, Chordata, Mammalia, Artiodactyla, Hippopotamidae. Bases 60 to 1220 code for a protein of 386 amino acids. The transcript is spliced from 11 exons. Gene Ontology annotation, biological process: maintenance of ER location; intracellular signal transduction.